UCCGCGCCGCCUCUGCCGCGAUGCCCCCCCCUGCGCCCGGGGCCCGGCUCCGGCUUCUCGCCGCCGCCGCCCUGGCCGGCUUGGCCGUCAUCAGCCGAGGGCUGCUCUCCCAGAGCCUGGAGUUCAACUCUCCUGCCGACAACUACACAGUGUGUGAAGGCGACAACGCUACCCUCAGCUGCUUCAUUGAUGAGCAUGUGACCCGCGUGGCCUGGCUGAACCGCUCCAACAUCCUGUACGCUGGCAACGACCGCUGGACCAGCGACCCGCGGGUGCGGCUGCUCAUCAACACCCCCGAGGAGUUCUCCAUCCUUAUCACCGAGGUGGGACUCGGUGAUGAGGGCCUCUACACCUGCUCCUUCCAGACCCGCCACCAGCCGUUCACCACUCAGGUCUACCUCAUCGUCCACGUCCCUGCCCGCAUUGUGAACAUCUCGUCGCCUGUGACGGUGAAUGAGGGGGGCAAUGUGAACCUGCUUUGCCUGGCUGUGGGGCGGCCAGAGCCCACGGUCACCUGGAGACAGCUCCGAGACGGCUUCACCUCGGAGGGAGAGAUCCUGGAGAUCUCUGACAUCCAGCGGGGCCAGGCCGGGGAGUAUGAGUGUGUGACUCACAACGGGGUUAACUCGGCGCCCGACAGCCGCCGCGUGCUGGUCACAGUCAACUAUCCUCCGACCAUCACGGACGUGACCAGCGCCCGCACAGCUCUGGGCCGGGCCGCCCUCCUGCGCUGCGAAGCCAUGGCGGUGCCCCCCGCAGAUUUCCAGUGGUACAAGGACGACAGACUGCUGAGCAGUGGAACGGCCGAGGGCCUGAAGGUGCAGACGGAGCGCACCCGCUCGAUGCUUCUUUUCGCCAACGUGAGCGCCCGGCAUUACGGCAACUACACGUGUCGCGCCGCCAACCGGUUGGGAGCGUCCAGCGCCUCCAUGCGGCUGUUGCGCCCAGGAUCCCUGGAGAACUCAGCCCCGAGGCCCCCAGGGCCCCUGGCCCUCCUCUCCGCCCUGGGCUGGCUGUGGUGGAGAAUGUAGGCGCAACCUAGUGGAGCUCGCCUCCCCCUGCAGGGGGCCUCAGGCCAAGAGUGAGAGAAAAGGGGGAGCAGGAGCCAUGGGUCUCGUGGGGGCAGAAGAGCUCUCGGUCACUGAGGAAGAAGAGGAGAGGAAGAGGAGGAGGCAGAGGAAGAAAGAUCUUUAGAGAACCCAUCACUGUGAGGGAUAACGCAAAAUUAUGCAUCUUUCUACAGCCAUUCUCGCCACCCGUUCACGUUUCCGAUUGUGACCCACUCCCGCCACCCCAUACCCCUCUCUCUUAGCUCAGGCUGUCAACUGGCUCGUGUGGGUGUGACUGUGUGAGUGUGAGCCUGCAUGCGUGUGUAGGUGUCUGUGUCUGUGUGUGUGUGGGUGGGUGGGCUGGGGGAGGGGACUCAGCCGUCCUCCCACCCCCGACGCCCCCGUGUCCACUGUCCCCAACCCUACUGCCUCUCACCUCUGGCUGGAGGUAGGUGUGGGGCUCUGCAGUGGAAGCUGUGAAGAGAGGCUUACCAGGCUCCCUGCUUCCCAAUAUAUGCACGCACACGGACCCUCCCCCUGUUGAAAGGGCAUCUCCUGGCAGGUUGGGAGUGGAGAGAGGUGUUGCAUUCACUUGUCAAGCUGUCGUUCAGCCUUUGUGAGUAAGUGGGGGACCUCCAUCCGGGCUCUGGGCUUCCCUGCUGUCAACCACCAGCUUCCUGUAGCCAGAGGCCCCAUUGCUGGCUCAGUAGCCUGAGACCUUCCCACUCUCCCUGUCCCUCCCCACCCUGGAUUUUCUGGCCCCCUCCCGGGCCAAUCGGUGCUUCCAUCCAACUGUCAGACUGGUGGCAGGAGUUGCCUGUCUGUUUCAGUGCUUUGCCCUACCCCUGCCACCACUCCCCUUGGCCUUGACUUCCCCACCUGUGGCACCAGCCAGCUGCCCUUGGGGCCUUUGCAGCCGGCCCACAGGUGUGGGCUUGCUGAUCUAUCACUCCCUGGCCUCUCUACCAACUGUACCUCCCAAAGGCUACCUGACCGCCCUCACACACACACACACACACACACACACACACACACACACCAGCGACUGUGACCAGCAAUAGCACCCUGGCUCCAGCUGUCCUGUAGCUGGUGACUAGCUGUAGUUCCUCCUGGGUAGGCAUCUGUUGUCAGGAAGCGAACGCUGAGAGGCUGCAGCCUCAGCUCUGAUUGUAGGAAUACUCCACCCUGGUACACCACACCACACCAAGUGGGGGACAGAGACGCAUCACACAGACAUCCUGAGCCCAGACACAGAUGCCAUGUCAACAGCUCUGACUCCCAGGAGACCCUCUAUAUAAACACCCACCCCAAACCACACCACCCAGAGUCCGGUGGAGAAGAGGAGAGGGCAAGGCGCAGUGACUGUACCUCAGACAGGGGCACGGGCCCCAUCCCACAUUGUCUUCCAUUCCCAGGGUCCAGGGGAUGGGGUGGGACUGGGGAGGGAUGUCAGGGAGGGGGUGGGGGGCCCUGGGGGCCGUGUGUUCCAAUUCAUGGGGAGUGUUGAGACCACCACACCAAUAAACGCCUUUUUCCAAAGUCUGCCUGCAGGUGUCAAUAUCAUUAAGGAUUUCAGUUAAUGAAGGGCAAAGGGGAGCAGUCAAUUGGUUCCUCUCCAGCAUCCUUCCUACCACCUACUUUCUCAUCGGUAGGCUUGGAAUUGACUCAUUACAGAGAUGCCCUGUGAUUGGCCUAAGCCACUCAGCAUGUCCCAUUUCCCCACCGUGAUUGGCUCAGAGAUGGGCACAUGACCCAGUAAGGCUAAUGAGAAAGUGAAUGCAUUCCUGAGAAGAGAUGCUUUUCUGCUGGAUACUGUGGCUCUGUGAUGUGAGGUCUAUAGCUGUAGGGUUGCUUUUCUCCAUCACAUGGAGACAUCUUGGGUCUGUGGGGAUAGCAGUGGUAAAGAAGACAGCAUAUGGAGCCUGAGAAUAAUAGGAACACUAAGAAGUGCAGAGUGGAAACCUUAGAGAAACUGAGUCCAUGAUGGUAUCAUUUGAGCAGCUGGAUCAAAACUUAACUGAUGCCCGUAUCUUCAUUUAUGUAAGCAAUAAAGUCCCCUGUAUAU
Messenger RNA from Saimiri boliviensis boliviensis (Bolivian squirrel monkey), 3114 nucleotides. It is a transcript of the gene IGLON5, whose product is annotated as IgLON family member 5. The record is from RefSeq and is a predicted model, not a curated record. NCBI's taxonomy places the organism in Eukaryota, Metazoa, Chordata, Mammalia, Primates, Cebidae.